AUGGCUAAUAGGAAGCUACAGAAAGAUAUUGAUAUAAUAUUCAAAAAGAUCCAAGAAGGUCUUCAUGAAUUCAACUAUCAUUACGAACGUUAUGAAAGCAUAAACACUGAAGAUGACAGUGAUAAUCAACGAGAGAAGGAAAAACUUGAGAAUGAUUUGAAGAAGGAAAUCAAACGACUUCAGAAAUUCAGAGAACAAAUCAAAAUCUGGCAACUGAAUGAUGUAAUAAAAUCAUUGGGGCUAUCGUCUUCUUCAUUGUCAAAUAAAUUGAAUGACAAUAAGAAACUAAUAGAAGAAGCUAUGGAAGUGUAUAAAGAUGUGGAACGAAGUUCCAAAUUGAAAACAUUUUCAAAUCAAUCAAUCUUAAUGGCAUCCAAGGAAAAUCAUAAUAAUAGUUUUCGAGAUGAUGAUGAUGAUGAUGAAGAUGAAGAAGAUAGUGAUGAAGAUGAUCUGGAUGAAUUCGAUUCAAAUGAAGAAGAAGAUGAUGAUGAGGAUUUACGUCCUGAAUCACAAGAGAUUGUUACUUUCCUAAAAGAUGGAGUUCUUCAACUAAAUAAUCAAAUUAAGAAAUUAAAUGCUGAAUUUGAUAAAUUAUCUCAAAAGAAAUUAAGAAAAAACAACUUAAGUACCAUUGAAAGUAAAAAGGAAAAGAUUCAAUCAACUGUAGAUUCUCAUAAAUAUCAUACCAAGAAACUAGCUAAGAUCAUUAAAUUAAUCAAAGCCAAUCGAUUAGCUGAUGUCAAUGUUUGUUGGGUCAUCAAAAAUGAUUUAGAGAAAUAUAUUGAAUCAAAUGGUAAUGAUGAAUUUGAUAAUGGUUUAUAUGAUGACAUUUUCAAUCUGGUAACUAUCGAAGAAGAUGAUUACGUCGAAGGUAAUACAACUACCGAAAUUUAUUCAACCCCCGUAAAGAAAGAAAAAGAAGUACCUGUUAUUCCAGCAAAUGGAAAUGGCCAAUCUGAGAUUAAAAUUGCCAAAGUUGUUACCAACCAACAACAAGCUCCAUCAUCACUACCUCCAGUAUCUACUUCACCACCACCAAAGAAAGUAAUUAGUCCGGAAUUAGCCAGUCCCGCCAUUGUUCGUACUCUUAAACCAGCUUCAACUCCUAUUAAACCAGUAGGUACAAUGAAAUGGUCAGCUGCAGCUGUCGCAGGGUUAGCAGAUCAUCCAAGUUCAUCAAGUAGUAAAUCACCGGAACCAUCAACUACCUCAAGUAAUGGUACUUCUAUAACAAGUGUGGAAGAAGAUCAAGUGAAAAAACCUGUUGAAUCAACCAUCGAAAGCAAAUCAGUGGAACAACAUCUUUCUAUUAUUAAUGAAAUCCAAGAACAAGAUACUGUGAAAUAUUCUACUAUUUUGAAAAAUUCAGGAAUUUCUAAUGUUGAAUUUAACUUGUUUAGUGAUGUGAAAUUAGUAAGUUUACCACCAGGAAUGCAAGAUUUAGUAGUAUCUUUUACUUCUAAAAGAAACAAAUCAGAUGAUUUCCAGUUGUUAUAUGAUAGUCCAGAAUUUAGUCAAUAUUCUACUCCAAUUAUUAAACCUUUCUUACCUGAAAAUAUUAAUAAUUAUCCAGUUCAAUUCUUAAAGUUACAAGCAGGUUGGAAUAAGAUUAGAGGACAAUAUGAUUUUGAAGGGUUUGUAAAAGAAAUUCAAACUUUGGCAACCAAUAAUAUUCCAGAAACUAUUCCUCAAAUCAAUGAAUUGACUAGUAUAUUAUUUUAUGGAUUUUAUUAUGGUAUAACUCCCCUUGAGAAUUUGAUUGCAGAACAAAGUUUAUUUAACUUAGGUUGGAAACCUUACAGAUUACAAGAUGUUGGACAAAAUCCAUUAUUAACUUCUGUGAAGUCCAAUAAUUAUUUCUUCUGGGUUAAACAAAUUAGUUCUUUACCUUCUAAUGAUAUCAAUUUUGAAUUUGGAGAUUUCCAAAUAUUUAAUUUAUCAACUUGGGAAAUCUUUGUUAAGAAUAAUUAUAAGUUGGAGACUAGAUUAUUACAACUUGAUCCCUCGAUUAGCUUUGUAUAG
Molecule: messenger RNA, 2022 nt
Organism: Scheffersomyces coipomensis
Lineage: Eukaryota; Fungi; Ascomycota; Pichiomycetes; Serinales; Debaryomycetaceae
Gene: NOT3
Product: CCR4-NOT core subunit
Exons: 2
Coding region: 1-2022 (673 amino acids)
Biological process (GO): nuclear-transcribed mRNA poly(A) tail shortening; regulation of DNA-templated transcription
Cellular component (GO): nucleus; P-body; CCR4-NOT core complex
Source: RefSeq, a predicted model, not a curated record